Messenger RNA from Funneliformis mosseae, 315 nucleotides. NCBI's taxonomy places the organism in Eukaryota, Fungi, Glomeromycota, Glomeromycetes, Glomerales, Glomeraceae. The record is from the annotation of a GenBank genome assembly.
AUGUCCCUCGAGGUCAUUGCUGAAACUCAUGAAGGUCCAAAGCUCUUUGAGACAUGCGAAGCUGUGUUGGGGCUCCACUUUCAGGAUCAAGAACAACAAUGGUUUCAUAACAUUGAAAGAAAGAGAAACUGGGAGGAGGACGAACAUAAAGAGAUAAAACAGAAUAAAAAUAUUGACGAAUAUUUCUCCCUCAGCAAUCAAAGUCUGGUUUCGACUUUUGCCAUCUUUCAAAAUCCAGGCAACUAUACUCUCGCUGGCAUAGUCCUAUCAAAACUACCAUCACAACCAGACUUCACCGCCAGAAAUUUACGUUGA